CGCUACAAGUCAAAUAUGGCGCUCUACAUAUGAUUUGUGGUCCGUAUGAACGCACCUUGCAAGCAGCGCAGCGACAGUGAUUGAAUCAUCGCAUCGCCGAAGCAUUUGCCUGAUUUUGGCCCACUGAUUGGAUCAAUUAUGUGCAUCAAACAGCGCUUACUGGUGCCAUAGGGUCAAGCCAGUGUGACGUGUUGUGCUUGUUAAAUCGUGAGCUUGCGUGAGACUGCGGCACGAUGAUGAAAGGAAGACCGAGUUAUGCCUACAGCGAGAAGCUGAUGAAACAGAUGGGCUGGACCGAAGGGAAAGGAUUGGGAAAAAAUGAGGACGGCAUGCCUGAUUUCAUUAAACCGAAGAAAAAGGUGAAUACCAAAGGCAUAGGCUUCAACGGUGUGGACGAUCGCUGGAUCGAGCACCAAGAGGCCUUUGACAGCCUCCUAAGCAACCUCAAUAAUGGAAGCCCAGCAGCUAAAGAAGACAAGUUGAUUGGGGUUGAAGAGCGGGCAUUCAAGCUCGGGGGUCGUGUUCACUACUCAAAGUUCCUCAGAGGAAAAGACUUGAGUCAGAAGAAGAAGGAAGACCUCAAUGCCAUUGUGGUCAAGAGGAAGAAGGAUGUGGAAAGCGUGCAAGAGGCAGACACGACGAGCCAGGAAGACCUGUCGGGACUGAAAACACACACUAGUAGCUUGAGCUACCAAGAGUACUUUGCUCAACGCAUGAAGGCAUCAAGACAUCAUAAAGGACUUAAUGAAAAUGGAGACCUGCAAUCUUAUCAGCAGAUGGAGGAAACUAGAGAUGAAGAUAGCGAGAUGACAUCAAGAAGGAAGCACAAGAGGUAUGAGAAAAACGAGCAUGCACAGGAUGAAUGGACUUCACACGUGGAUGAAGAGGGUGUCGGAGCAGGACUAGCGCUAAACAUAGCUGAUACUGAAGAUACCUACUCAUUGUACGAUGCGAACGUUCAAGCCAAGAAGAAGAAGAAAAAGUCGAAGCACAAGUCUAAUGAUGGUAGCAACAGCCAGUGGUCUGAGUCUAUCACCGAGCAAAGAGAAGACAGGCUUGGUGGAGAGUUAGUACCUGAGGAAUGCUCCUUAGAAGAGGGUGUCCCUAAGAGACAAAGAAAACUGAAACACGCUGAUGACAGUGAGCAGACCUUACACGAAGCUACCGUGUCACAGAUGGAGUUUUACUCAAACGACAGUGUACCUGUCCCAGUCAAGAAAAAGUCGAAGCAUAAGUCUUGUGAUGGCACCGAAAGUCAGUGGUCUGAGACCAUCAUAUCACCUGUAGAAUGCUCCUUAAAAGAAGGCGUCCCUAAGAGACUGAAAAAAUCGAAGCAAACAGUUGAGAACAGCAUUGAAAACAGCGAGCAGGCAUUGCCUAAAACUACAUCAUUACAGAUAGAGUUUUGCACAGAGGACAGUGUGUCACGAGUCAAGAAAAAGUCAAAGCACGAGCCAGAUCACGACACUAUGAGGUUUGAGACUAACAAUGAGCAGCGGGGUGACGGGAACCGAUCAAGUCAGGCCUUGGUUGAGGCACCUACACCAUCCACAAAGCACACCGUAGAGGAGGCUGCGCCUAAGCGAACAAAGAAGCUGAAAUGCCAGCCAUGCCUAAGUACGGAUGACACUGCAAAUGGCAGUUCACAAAUGUUGACUUCAGUGGUGUCGCCCAAAGAGUUCUCCUCAGAAAAGCAUCAGCAGCAGAUGAAGAAGAAGUCGAAGCACCGGCCUGCCCAUGAUACAGUUGAAGAAGACGAUAGAGAAAGUAGCAGCAAGAAAGCAGCAGUCGCAAGCCCUGGAGACAGAGCUGCAAAAAAAGAAGUUCCAAUGCUGCCUUUGCAGACCUGCUUUGAGGAGGAGAUGCCAAAGCAAGCUACAAAAGAACCUAAACAGGAAGCACCUGAAGUAACAAAUGAAAAGAGCAGACUAAAGAUCCAUACAGAAUCUGUAGAGGGUACAACAGCAGCAAAUAUACGUUUGGAUGAAGCUUUCUCUUUGGCUACCAGGCAAUCCGAAAAAGUGUUGAAGCAGUCUGGGAAGUUGAAGAGGGAGCUGAAUCAUGAUCCGACUGAUGAAGUAGAUGAGCAAAAAGGGCAACAAGAUAAAGUGCAACGCGUGAACAGAGGAACUGCUACGGCCACUGCGUUGGCUGCCAAUGCCGAGGCGCUCCUGGAAGAUUGUGCACCCAGGAAGUCAAAGCGAAAGCAGGAGGAAAGGGAAAGAAAGGAUAGUUGCACAGCCGAAGAGGAACAAAAGUGUGCCCAGCCAGAUGUUAAAGCUAAAACAAGAAAGGAGUCUAACCGACAGCAGGAAGAAGGAAUCGUAACCAAGAAACUCAAACACGAACCAGAGCAAAAUGAAGUGCCAGAAGAGGAGACCAAGAAAAAUGCUAAGCAAAACCAAACAGGAGGGUUGACACCUAAAGAACCCAAUCCGGAACAAGAACAAAGUAAAGUGAAGGCUCACAUCAAGACGGAGGCUAACGAAAAGCCUAAGCAAAAGUUGACGUCUGGCAAGGCCAGUCCAAAGCAAGAAAAGGCUGCUCUGAACGCUCAAACUAAGAAGGAGUUGAAAAACCAGAAGGAAGGAGUAACACCUAAAAUGUCUACCCGAGAACAAGAACAAACUGGCCCAGAGGUUAAAACCAAGAAGGUGUCUAAACAAAAGCAGAUGGAAGAAGUGAUGUCCAACAAGGUUAUCGUGGGGCAACAAAAGAAUGAGCCGAGAAGUAAAGCAAAAGAUGCGUCCAAGCAAGACAAGAACUACAAGCAAAAAGUAACGCCCAAAAUGUCUAAUCCAAAACAAGAACUGCCUGAACCCAAAGUUGAGACCACAAUUGAGUCUCUACAAAAGCAGAUGGAGAAAAUAACAACAAAGAAGUCCAACUUGAAGCUGGAACAGAAUGAACUAAACCUCAAAGCCAAGAUGGUACCUAAGCAAAGGCAUGUGGAAGGGGCUACAUCCAGUGAAGCUAACCCCGAAGAACAGACCAAGGUGAUUGUUAAAAAGAAAACUAUUCAAACUGCAAGCAGAGUUGUUGCAAACAAAACAGUGCAAAGUGCAAGUAAGCCAGUUGCAAAGAAAACUGUGCGGACUGCAACCAAGCCGGUUGCAGAGAAACCUUCUCCAACAGCAAGCAAGCUAGUUACAAAGAAACCUGUACCAGCAGCAAGCAAGGUGGCUGCAAAGGAAUCUGAGCAGACUACAACCAAGGUGGCUACAAAGAAGCCUAUCCGAAGUGCAAGCAAGCUUAUAGCAAAGAAAUCUGAGAAGACUACAACCAAGCUGGUUGCAAAGAAGCCUGUUCAGACUGCAAGCAAGCUCAUUACGAAGAUGCCCGUGCAAGAUGCCCAUAGAAGGCUGGGCCAUCGCUCGAAGCAUCCAGCCGGCAACAGUGCAGACCCACGGUAUUGUCAGUAUGAUGCUGGCAAGGCUUCGAGGGAUUUCAUCACUUCUCGAAAGAAAAUUGCCAUUAGGAACUCCAGUGCCGGAAACGCUGCAAAGAAGCAGCAGAGGAAGGUUGAACGCCCUUACCCGUGGCGCUUAGACAGGAUUCAGAAAGGAAUGUGGCGGCCCUUGUUUAAGCCUGAUGUCAAAGUCCUACCUGUGGAUGACGACACUGCCACAACAAUGGCCCAAUGGGUCAUUGAUACAGUGGAGCAUUCGGGCACCAAGAUCACUCCUGCUAAGGCGUGCCACCUCAGCAAGGAGAUGUUUGCCAUGACACUCACUGACCACAUUUACAGGCAACACAACACUUCUAACUGGAUGCAUAUUCCGGGAUACGGAAGCAAGUCUUGGGUGGAGGGAUGCGUUAACCUCCUGUGUGACAGGCUGGUUGCGAGAAACCGCAAACAAGCCUUGGAGUCUUUCAUUCCGCCAACUGCUGACAGUGAAAAGAAGGCUUCAAGUGGCUCAACUGCGGUCAGCGGGAUGAAAAAGUGACAUUGCACGACUAUGGCAGCAUUCAAUCUUGUUGUCAAGCUCGGAGCACAAGUUGGAGGUGUUGCUGGACCUCGCACCACGUGAACUUCGCGAUGGAGUGACUUUAGAUUGGUGCACACCCAUCGUAGUAUUCUUGUGCAGACAAAGGGGCUAUUUCAGUGUCUCCUGAAGUGGUGCACUUGAAGAAACAAUGUGACUACAGCUGCUGCUCUCCAGGCGCUGUUCUAGUAGUCAGUUGUCAGUCAGUGUGUAUUAGUUCAAGUCUGACCCUGCCUCUUGUAAAUAAUUUCUCCCGGAAAGGUGUCCGACUACUAUGUCAACAAAAAGGAUCCUUAAAGCCUGUUGAUUUUAUGCAAAAGCAUUUUCAUUUCUAAUACUGUACACCACUGUACAUACAGUCGAACUAUUUAAGUGCUCGCAGUCAAGUCAUGCGUAUAGUCAAGUACACUGCAUCUUCAUGUCUGUUCAAUGGUACAGCACGUUUCUUUGUAUGCGUUUGAAAAAAAUUUUCAACCUCCUUUAUAUAUAAAAAAGCAGCAAACAACAAUGAUGCUUUCGUAAGACAUGCUGUAAAAGACAUGCUGUAAAAGAAUGCUCAGAGGCAAGUAGAAGAGGCCAACAACACAGGUCUGUACUGCUGGCCAUCUUUGCAUUUCUUGCAGCUUUGUUUUCCAGUAUGCAUCUCUAAAAUGCCAUGCAUUCAGUGUGGCUGAACAUGAUUUGAUCACUGGAUUCGGUAACAAAGAACAUUGUCAUUGGUCAUGCAAAGAGCCACUAGAUGUUCUGAUGGAACUUCAAGACUGGUCAUACAACUGCGAGAAUAUUCAAGGUAAAAAUUCAUAGAGAGACGUUUAAUUUCAAUCGUUUGCGAAAUAGCUGUAGCAGCAGCUUGUUGCUUAACCAUGUCUGGUUGCCACAGUAUAUCCGAGAAACCUCAGCUCGUAUAGUACCAGUCUUGACCAAACCUGUCUUCAAGUACUACAGUCGUUCCCAGCUACGGCAGUGUGCCUGAGCACAUUUGUGCAAUGUGCUGCUGGGCCAGAACCUGCACAAUUUUAGGUCUCUUUGUGUCUGUGCAGUUUGAGGUCCACUUUAGUUCAGUGGACGCAGAUCUUUUCACUGCAAUCUUCGAUUCAAUGUCGUACAGGAGCCGGUUUGCACAAUUUCUCUGCCAUCAUUACUUUAAAAUGGUUCUCUCGCUCGUGGGAUUUGUUUUUCAAUGAAGUUGCAUCAAUGAUUACCAUUUGUUGCCACCACGUAGCAACACUAUUAUUUCAGUUAUAGCAUUAUAAUGUGAAUAACUACGUGUUCUUAUGCAUGCAUUGGUUGAGAAAAGUCUUCGAGUGCUGUAGGCUUGCUUGUUCCUGCACUUUUAUCCUUGGCUAUCAUGGAUCAUGAAGCACGCAGGUACUGCACUGUUGGCGGCACUACCAAGAAGUGCAUCGAAAAGUGCACUCAAACUGGAAGAAACUUUUCUCACUUUUUCUCUACACAGUUCUCGCUGCCAGGGUGAUGGAUUGCGAUGAAUGUAAACUACCUUUAGCUUAUUGUCCCCAGACGGUGUCCUGCAAAACUUCACUGUUGCUAAUUAUGCUUCUGUGGGCUUGCUUGUUCCACAAAGCUCCGAUUUGGUGUGUAGUCUUGACUUCAUGAGCUGUGUCGCAAAUGCACAUUUGCAGGUCGUCUGGGCUGGUGCACUCAAAGGCAUGCAAUUCUCGUAGGUCAGAGAAGAGAAAGGGAACUUUGCGCACAAGACGGUGUUGAAAUGAAUUGUGGUGGCCAGUUUUUGACAUUUCACCCUGAAUGCUUUUUUAACUACUAAUUGGGUCAUCUCCAAAAAGGUCAUGAGGAAUAGUCUUGGGCUCUUUUGACAAGCUGCACUGCUUAUUCAGACAUGUUGGAAAGCUGGCUAGCCUGCUGCCACAAGCAGACUGCAGCAUACCAGUUUCUUGGUCCUUCUGCAUUCUUUUGUCAUUAAUUUGCAGCCCAUUAUUUUGCAAUGCCCACUUUACCAUGUGUGAUGGAACUGUACCUUCUGGUUCUUGCGACUUCUAUGGUUGCUACUGUUGCGCCAUCUGAAAAGGUGGAGGUGUGUUGGCCAACUUAAUGUUACAUAUACUAUUGGCUACAGCACAACCCAUAUGCACCUGGUUAUUGCCAAAAACCAACUUUCUAACGAUGACAGUUUCCAACAAAAAGCAUUCUGAUGCACUAUUCAAUGCCAAGAUCCUCACUUGCCUUGAAGACGUGGUGUUUGAUUGCCCUGCCAAUAAAGGGCUAUGUGCCUUGCAAUAUAAAUGUGAAAGAAUCAAGCUUGCUCAUGACAUCCAUCCACUCAUCUAUCCAUCCAGUGUAGCCACUGCAUGUAUUUGUGAUUCAUACUUGUUACAGUAUGAAUGUGGAAGCAACACCUCCAAGAUAAUGAAAGGCUCAUGUGUCAUAAAAAGGCACGGAAGCAGCUGAAUCAUGAAUUGGAAAAAAAGAAAAGAUGUUUGUGCUAAGCAUUGCUUGUGCCUGUGGCAAAAAGGUACAAGUUCUCGCCUUCUGACAUGAUAUCGUAUCAUGGCAGCUUUUCGUUAUCUAGAAGGUGUUGGUAGGUGUGGGAUGCACUACAGUCAAGCAAAUGUGACCACCUCCUACAAGUGCACAUCUGUGCUUUUAUUAGACGUUAUAAGCUUUACACGCAUGUACCUGAAGGAAUGCAUACAUUCGUUGAUGCCACCUGCA
Molecule: messenger RNA, 6674 nt
Organism: Dermacentor andersoni
Lineage: Eukaryota; Metazoa; Arthropoda; Arachnida; Ixodida; Ixodidae
Cellular component (GO): nucleolus
Molecular function (GO): telomerase inhibitor activity; nucleic acid binding
Source: RefSeq, a predicted model, not a curated record